AUGGCCUCCUGCACAACUUCAUAUGCAUCCACCAAGGAGACAACAAAUUAUGCUCGUCUGUGUCGUCUUCUUGUGGAUGUAGGAUCCCAGGCACUGAGAAACACAUUUGAUAGUAUUCACCCACCGGCACGCCUACACGGAGUUGUUACAAAGCCUCCCGUACAUCCAAUACUGCAGGCACUUAAAAAGAAGAGAAUUCUCAAUCCCACGCAAUGGGCCAAGCUGUACCCCUCUACACCUUCAUCCGUAUCUUCAAAAGAUUUUGAUGUAACACUUCUCAUGUUGCUCUUAAGGAAUAUAUGUGGCUUGAUUCCUCCAACCACUGGUUGGGAUAAUCUCCCACCUGUUGCAGAUACGAGUGCUGAAGCCAACAUAGCAAGGGUUAAGUAUUAUAGGAACCAUGUCUAUGGACAUGCCAGCCAGGCAUCUGUGGAUGAUGCAACAUUUAAUACCUAUUGGCAGGAUAUAGGUGAUGCAUUGGUAGGACUGGGUGCAGAUGCUGCUGCUAUCAAUAGACUGAAGACUGAGAGUAUGGAUCCUGUCAUUGAGAAACACUACCAAGAAGUACUGGGGGAGUGGAAGAAAGAUGAUGAUAGCAGUAAAUACAGACUUGAUGAGAUUGAAGGUAACUUGAAAAGUCAGUAA
Molecule: messenger RNA, 645 nt
Organism: Porites evermanni
Lineage: Eukaryota; Metazoa; Cnidaria; Anthozoa; Scleractinia; Poritidae
Source: the annotation of a GenBank genome assembly